CAGCUUCUGGUUUACGCCGUGAGUCUGUCAAGAUGACGUAGCGUGCGGUAAACCUAUCAAUUGCGCAAUACACCGGUUCUUAAACCAUAUCUUGUCGAUGGUUGCGGGAAACGUCAGCCCGUCUUGACAGUGUCUCCAGCAUCGUGUCGCGUGCUCUCUUCUCCGUCGUCGACAAGCAAGCGAGAAAAUGCAAAUACUACGGCAGCUGGACGUGCAUCCGAAGGUGCGCGAGGAAGCCGAUAUUCUCGUGAGGACCUUCAGCGGUGCUAUCGUUACAAUCAUUAGUACUAUCAUCAUGGGCAUAUUAUUUAUGUCAGAGAUAAAUUACUAUCUCACGCCAACUAUGAGCGAGGAAUUAUUUGUAGAUACGUCUAGGGGCUCUAAGCUAAGAAUUAACUUGGACAUAAUAGUGCCAACUAUAUCUUGUGAUUUGUUAUCGAUAGAUGCAAUGGACACAACCGGUGUACAGCAUCUGCAGAUAGAACACAAUAUCUUCAAGAGACGGUUAGAUUUGAAUGGUAAACCCAUAGAGGAUCCACAAAGAACAAAUAUCACAAAGACAAAAGCUCUCAUGAAAUCUACAAACGAGGAAACACAGGUCAGCUCUACCACAGAGGCCUGUGGGGAUUGCUACGGAGCGGCUACCGAGAUGUUAAAGUGUUGUAAUACUUGUGAGGAGGUACGAGAGGCCUACAGACUGAAAAAGUGGGCCAUGCCAGACAUGGCUCAGAUCAAACAAUGUCAAAACGACAAGUCCGCGGACAAGUUCAAGCAUGCCUUCACGCAAGGCUGCCAGAUCUAUGGUUAUAUGGAAGUGAACAGGGUCGGUGGUAGUUUCCACAUCGCGCCGGGCGACAGCUAUUCUGUCAAUCAUGUGCAUGUGCAUGACGUUCAACCUUACACGUCGAAUCACUUCAAUAUGACGCAUAAAAUUAGACAUUUGAGCUUUGGACUCAACAUCCCAGGAAAGACAAAUCCUAUGGAUGAUACCACUGUGGUUGCUGCAGAAGGUGCUAUGAUGUUUUAUCACUACAUCAAAAUUGUGCCAACGACGUAUGUCCGCGCGGACGGCUCGACCCUGCUAACGAAUCAGUUCUCUGUGACGCGACACUCGAAGCGGAUGCCACUGUACAUGAGCGAUUCCGGCAUGCCUGGCAUAUUCUUCAGCUACGAGCUGAGCCCGCUCAUGGUGAAGUACACGGAGAAGGCGAAGUCAUUCGGACACUUUGCGACGAACACCUGCGCGAUCAUCGGCGGCGUGUUCACCGUGGCGGGUCUGAUAGACUCGCUGUUGUAUCAUUCAGUGCGUGCAAUACAGAAGAAGAUAGAAUUAGGAAAAUACAAUUAAGAUUCGGGACCCGGUUGACAUCGAUUGCGGUCAAUCCCGAUCGGCACUGCUUCCCCCUUCUCAGCGAUUUUCAAACUUUCAAACGUAUUUGACAAAUUUUUAAAAAAUCUGUCUGGUUUUUCAUAGCGAAGAGAGCGAACCGCUGAGAGCGGGUCGGGUUUGGCAUUAGUAGUUGAUGCGACAUUUAGGCGAAUAAUUAAAAAAAAAAUUACAAGAAGUAUUAAUGAACAUUAUGCUCAAGGAGCAUCGACUUUUCUAUCGGGGGCCGAUAUUUUCGCUACGAAUUCUCACCGCACGUUUAGUGCUAAAUACGGCCGUUAAUAAUCUCAUCUGAUUUUCCGAUCCGUCUAAGAAUCCCGCAAAAUAUUAAUAUAAAUAUGAGUAAAUUCACAGGGCUCGAUAAAUAGGCGUAUUUGGCGCUAUACAUGCAAUGCGAAUGAUGCAAUACUCUUUUUCUUUUGUGGUGUAAGGACCAUUACACACAAAAUGCCAUAGCAUGUGCAUAGUAUAAGAUUGUCUCGACCAAUGAGUAUGCUCCGCAAAUCAAUGUGACAACUUUUUCCUAGAUAUUCAUUGGUUAAGAUAGUUUUAUGCUAUGCAUAUACAGCUAUGUUGUUUUGUUUGCGAUAGUCCUAAAGAAAAAAAAAACAAACUAUAUUAUAACGUUUGCUGAGCAUAUUUUCCGUCGUUUUAUUUGUUAACUCUUCAUUGCGUUUGUCUAAGGGAAGAUUUUAUCUUCUACAUCUUAUUACAUAAAUAUGACAUAAAAUUUGAGUCUGAAACUUCCUGAUUUUUCAUUUAUAACUCCCUAGAUUAUAUAUUUGUAUCGUUUUCUCGAUUCCGUUAUUAUAAUUUUUGCUAAUAAACAUUUUGAAAGUGUCAGUACGCGACAGACAUAUGCGCUACGUUCAUAGUGAGAACAAUACGUACAACGCGAAUCGCGCUGUUGCCAAACAGCGUUGCUGUUGCUUUGACUUUACUCUGGCAAAUUAAACAGCUGAAUUUUUUAACAUUUUAACCGAAUUUUCUUAUUUGUACAAGACUGUGUUGAUGCAAUAAUAAAUAAAAUUUCAUUUAAAAUU
Messenger RNA from Odontomachus brunneus, 2430 nucleotides. RefSeq names its product endoplasmic reticulum-Golgi intermediate compartment protein 3. Gene Ontology annotation, cellular component: COPII-coated ER to Golgi transport vesicle; endoplasmic reticulum membrane; Golgi membrane. The record is from RefSeq and is a predicted model, not a curated record. The transcript is spliced from 8 exons. Gene Ontology annotation, biological process: retrograde vesicle-mediated transport, Golgi to endoplasmic reticulum; endoplasmic reticulum to Golgi vesicle-mediated transport. The coding region runs from base 188 to 1348 and encodes 386 amino acids. Lineage: Eukaryota; Metazoa; Arthropoda; Insecta; Hymenoptera; Formicidae.